Dracunculus medinensis (Guinea worm) is the source of this 291-nucleotide messenger RNA. NCBI's taxonomy places the organism in Eukaryota, Metazoa, Nematoda, Chromadorea, Rhabditida, Dracunculidae. The record is from the annotation of a GenBank genome assembly.
AUGGAGGAUGACUCGAUUCCAAAAGAAGUUGUUGAUAAGCUAAUUUCUUUUAAUAAUUCUUUGGGAGAUUUGGAAAAAUGCUUAGAACCAUUUCUUUCAACGCAAUAUGAAGAAAAUGAAAAGAAAAGAAUAAAAGAUUAUAUGAAAAGGUUGAAAGAAAUCGAAGAACGACCAAAUGCUCCUCGCCUAAAUCAGUUCGCUGCAUGUAGUUUUGUAAGAAAUGCACUUUGGGAGCCGAAAUCGAAAAAUGAAACAGAGGCAGGGGGAUUAGAAGAAGAAAUGCAAGAGUAA